Molecule: messenger RNA, 4051 nt
Organism: Verruconis gallopava
Lineage: Eukaryota; Fungi; Ascomycota; Dothideomycetes; Venturiales; Sympoventuriaceae
Exons: 1
Coding region: 275-3214 (979 amino acids)
Source: RefSeq, a predicted model, not a curated record
UUUUUUUUUCGCUCGCCAAAGAGCUACGUACAUGCGAUCGUCGACUGCCAGGUUUUGUUGCGUGCUUGACUUGCGUCCCACACCACCUCCAACCACCCACCCCGGCCCGCUGCUCGUGGCGAACUCCAGCUUCCUCUUCGUCGCCCUCUACACAUUCGUCUCCUGCUGUCCCUACGCGCUCCUUCGUCGUGCCUUGUUCUCGUAAAGCAUUGACAAAGCGCGUCUCAUAUGAAUUGCUUGCGCCGAUCCCAGCGGCCACCAUCUUCGAACCACCAUGAGCAUCUGGCCCUUCGCAAAUCGGGCGACAGCUAAACCCAAAAGAAGUGCGCCACCGCCGGCAGCGUCGCAGCCCGGCAAGCCCAACGUCAGCGAGGAAAACCCUGCCGAAGGUGGCGUUAUAUCAAGUCCAAAGAGACGCACGUCGCGACUGCAAAAGACUCCGUCUCCCACUCCACGGCGAGGUCGCGUACAAUCCGAUGCGACGCCUCCUGCUCUGGCGAAGGAAGCUCAGCACACCUCACCACGAGCGGCCGCACCUCCGCUCGACCCUAUCGCGCUCGCUUCUCCCAUGGAUGUCGAUUUCUCUGCUGCUCGCAGGCCGCGUGCCUCCACAGGCGGCAGCGCAGGCGAGGAAAAAGGCAUCACCGCUCUGCCAGGUAGCAAGACCCUGCGAACGAGCCCUCAUCUGCGCCCGGUGACACAAGACACGGCAGACAUACCUUAUAAUUGGAACCUGCGCUCGGGCUCGCAUCACAGCUUGCCGUCGAAUCAGAACCCACAGCGCCGUGGCAAAUUGCAGCGCAACCCGAGCCGUAACAAACGCUCCGCGCAGCAUGAGAGCCCUCUUGCGCGACGGCGGAGCAGUAAGAAACGGAGGAAUGAUCCUUUGCGGGAAGAGGAGAUUCGGGCCAUGAGUGCACCAAUCGACGUUCCGAAGAGGGGAACGGACAACGGCAUCAUGAACCGCGAAGACCGGAAGAGCCGUGGACACUUGAAUCGAAACCUUGAAAGGCCGACUUCGACGGUCUCGCUGCCGUUUGAGGAGUCUAUACACUCGUCCAUGUCCGGUGAAGCUGAGCAACGAAACUACAGAUUGAGCGUGCUGGACGUCAUGUCGCCCCGUCCCACAAUCCGGUUCAGAGACAUGUCGAAAACGUACGCGACCGAUUCGCCGUCAUCGAAACUACUGCGUCAGACUAGUCGAAGUGAUCGCCCGUCUGGCAAAGCCGUGCAGGUACGGCCAAAUACAGAUGAGACGAGGCGGGAGAGAAUUGACUCUUUGGCUGAUGAGAUGGAUUCUACCGAGCUUCGCGAUAUACUUGAAAGAGACCGCAAAAGAAAGGAAAGGAAGAGGGAGCGUGAAGCUGAGCGUCUGAAGCGGAAGUUGGAGAAACGAGCGGAGGAGCAGAGGACGAAGGAAUGGCUUGCUCAACAAGCAGAAGCAGUGGAGGCCUCUAACGCACGUGCUCGUCCAGCUCCAGAUGCCUUGGAUGCUGCGGAAACCGUUCAUGAGGAGCAGAAGAACACCUAUGUGGCGGAAGAGGCUGACUUCCGUAUGGAGGAUCUGGAGACUACAGAGACGCCAGCCGUCUCCCACGACCUGGAGAAGCCUCCAAUUCCUCUCGAAGACAUUCAUCCCGCCUUCCGACACCAGUAUCAAGGUGCACAAAAGGUGCCCUCAAUUGUCGGAAAAGAAUCCAUGGCAACUUUGCAGCAACCAGAGACGCCCUUAUCGAAAGUGGAGACAUCGACGGAGAUACCAGCCCUCGACACCGCUCGAACCGGUUCGUACACCACAACACGACCCAUCACCCCACUUACACCCGUGACAUCCACAGUGUACCAUGGAGAUCGUGUAAAAGCUUCAAAGAUACUUGGUACCGAUGUCGCCGGAGGCAGCUACACGGUAUCAAACACCGCGCUCGACGAAGCGUCGCGGCCAAAAGAUGCCUCGCCCAACAAGCCGACCAUCAUAACACGACUAGACGAAGCAGAAAGAAAUGAAUCAGAAACACCUCUGUCCACAUCUAAGAAGAGAAACGGUUUCUUUGCAUCCCUUUUCAGAGGAGGUCGCAGGACCGUUAGUGAGGCGCCACGUGAUGCGCCUACGCCUGAGACCUCAUUUUCAAGCACAUCAAGAGAGGAGAUGUCACGUAACAUACCGGCUCAUCUCGUCCAUGAACCGUCAAAUUCCACGUCCUUUAAGAAGAGCGGGCUUCCGCUUCGGACGACAUCCAUCUUUCGCGAAGAUCUACCGGAAUCGCUACUUGCACCUUCGGAGUCUCGCGGACAUGCACCGACUGAUAUUUCGACAUCCCGGAGAGGCAUGGGCGCUCGCCGGGCCCAUAUACCUUCAGCAAUCAUGAGUGAAGGCUCAUUGCGCAUCGAUAGCCUGGACGAUGAAGUGAUGAGAACGCCAACAUCCCCUCCUCUGGGCAACACUUCGAGACUACUAUCGCAGUCGCUUGCGUCUGUAGAUUCGGAAGGCUCGUGGCUGUCAGGAAAGUCUCCACGCUCAACGUCCCGCGCACAAAAACACACCAGUUAUGGCGGCAGCUCCCUUGGUCGGAGAGAAGAAUACCAAGGGUCAUUUGAGGAGCUCGGCAUGCCCGAGGACGAGUACUUCCGGCGCUUGAAUGCACCAGUACGCAGCAGCGAACCGCGAACAUCCAAUUUAUCCGUUGCCAUUGCAAAUUCGCAGCACGCAAGCAGUGCCGCUCUUCGCAACCCCAACGUCGACACGGAGACCAACUUGAGUGGAAGCACAGCUCCUUUGGUAGAAGAGGGCCAGAUAAUUCCCCACGCUGGCGCAAGCCGUCAACCGGUUGUUGUACACGGUGACGCUCGUUACAAAUCCUCCGAAGGACUACUCAAUGACUACCUCUCAUCGUCACCGCUGCAGAGCAGAGAAGCAGGUACAGAGGACAACAAGAACAAUAACAAAAUGCCCGAUGCGGAAUAUCCUACCCCUGCAGAGACCCCAACCGAAGGGAGGAGCAGCGAAGACACGAUGCCGAUUCAGCGCGCAACAAGCGUGAAUUUGGGCAAAGGACAUGCACGCAACUUGAGCGCAGGGAGUGCCAAACUGCUAGAAAUCACGCGUAGAGGUAGCGCAUCGUUAAGCGCGACACCGAAUCCGCCAGCGACGCCCCAGAUGGCUCAGUUCAGCUUGCAUAAGGAAGGAAGCGGCGCCCCGACCGCCAACGAUCCCUAGCCGUUGCGCCUGCCAAACUAGGGCAGCCACUGAGGACCAAAGGAGCAGAUGGCACCUGCCAAGACGGAGGAGGAGAAGCCUGGGAAGGAACAAUCGAAGCAUGCCAGACUCAUUUUGCCACACUCACUCGUCUGAUCAUUUCCUUUGUCACCAGCUUGGACCAUCAAACGGGACUCAAAAACGAAGAGGUUGGGAAAAAUAAAAAGAAAGAAAGAAAGAAAGAAACCUGGUGAGCUAAAUGCUCGCCGACCGACGACACCGAUAACCACGCCUUAUUCCUCGGUACGACCUCAUCAACCACGCUCGCUUGACCCAUUUCAUUACCGCUUUUAGACAAACGACUAAACCGCAACCAAUAAAACAAAUCCCGAGUCUGGCAUCAUAGAUCUUCCAACCAGCGCAAUCCUAACCUCUUCUAUACGGCUGGUGUUCUACUCACCUCAUCGGCCACGCCCGGAAGCGAUUUCUAUCCCUUGAUUCCAUGAAAUGGCUGUACUUGUGCCUAUAUCAGGCAAACUCUUAGAAACUUAGUAUAUUUGUAAUCUUUUUCUUUUCUAGCGUGUACUUGUGGAUAUAGGCAUUCCCUUCUAGUCCCUUGUAUUUGUAAUGUGAAAAGGGCAAGAAAGGGGGCGUCGGUCACAAGUACGUAUUUCACGGACUUGUUGUGUGUCGAGUCAAUGUGUGCGUAUUUCAAAAUCGUUCUUUAGAGAUACCCCAUGUAGGAAGGAGAUCAGACUAUUUACAGCGUGGGAUGCGCGCUGUGUCAACCAAAAUUUGAACAAUGCACACAAAGGCGGCGUACGUCCGAGGAUUGCAAUAUCAAAGUCUCUUGUGACA